GCUCGGCCAAACAAAUCUCUCUCUCCCACUCCCAACUGCCAGGCCACUCCGGGCGUCACCGCACCCCUCGUCCACGUCCUCCCCCGGCUCGGAGAACUUCAGUGGUCUGAUCUUCUGGCGCCAGCUUGCGGAUCGCAAGCCACCACGAUGGACCGUUUGUGUGACGAGAUAAUUCAAAUCAUCCUCAACUGCCUUGACGAUCCAACCCACUUCAGCCUUGUCUCCAGACGGUUCUACGCGAUUACCAAGGACCCCUACGUGCGAUCAUCGUACUUCCUUGCGCGCCAUGGCAGGACGUAUGCGCUGUACUAUGCGCUGGCGAGGGGGAAGCUUCUGACGGAGAAGGUUGUCGACAUUAUGAUUUCCAGCGGGGCGCACUUAUCGCGCUACCUCGCCCAGUGUGCGAUUCAUCAUUACUUUCGCGCCCAAGUCCACUUCAUUAAGACCCGAUGGGUUCGAAGUGUACCCCUCCCCGUCUUCACCCACUUCAUGAUGGUGGCAGCCAAGAUGUACGGUGACAUUCCAACCGGGAAGGGAGAGGACGACGGAACUAUCUUCGGUGCGUUGCUAAAGACUAGUCGGUUGCCAACGGAGUCCAGGGGCAAGUGGGAAACAAUUAAGGAAGUGGUGGAAAAGUAUAAGUUUAUUCCGUUCUGUGCGAAGGAUCCCAUGAUGGCUCAAUUCCCUUUGGUCCUGGCUGUUGAACCUCGCCUUUUGCCAUAUGCACGCGCCAAUGGCUUCAUCAUGGAUCACAAGUUCCGCAACUUCAUGUUCCGUAAGAUGUUUGAGAAGCCCGCCGUGCAAUUCGAUGGCCGCGUGGGCGAGGUUGUGAAUAACGUUCACAAACUGACAAGUUUGGAUCCUAAUAUGUUCGUGACUCGGACUGUAGCGGCGGAAGUGUGCAUGGAAGCCCAUCUGAACGAUCCGGGGUACACAGCACUCAAGAUCCUGGACAAGGAAGGGGCUCUGAAAUUCAGCUUAGCGGCCGUGGUGGAAGAGCUGCUCAAGACCUUCAUCAACACCCGCUCUAUCGCCAUGUCUAACAUGCAACCUGUGUUACGGAAGCUUCACUCAGACUUCCCCUCAGAGGACCCGACAGUCAGGGUGGUUAUGCUAUCCAGCGUGUUCUUCAUCGACACCAGCCCCCUCCCUGCCGGUCUGACCGCCAGGUCGACAUUCUCUGCAUCCUUGGACGAGUACGUGCAGAACUGUAAAGAGAAGGUUCAAGACCUCGGACUCGCGCCUGUCACGCGGAAGGACCUAUUCGACAUGCUCGUGAACAAGUUCACGCCGGACAAGUUCGUCGGGAUCAUCGAAUAUGGCCACGAUGUGCUGCGCAUGAGCGCGUCGGAGAUUAAGGAGCUCAAGCAGGAUGUUGCUCUCGCGUGUCUGGAGGUUGGGUGCAAGGGCAAGAUGCUGAAGAAGCUCGUAGAGGCGGACCCGCCAAUGCGAGAUGUCAUCGCUACGCAUGUGGUGCAGAAUCUGCGACUGAACCUCGACGACCUCCCGUGGUCUGAUGACGAGGAAGCGUGUCAGCAGUUCGAGGCGAAGCUUUGCAGAGACUUCGUCAUCUGCAGACGGUAUAGAUAUCCUGCUGCAACGGAUGACCGCAGAAGGGCUGGUGCGGCCGAGCCGGAUCACCCUCAACAGCCCGGAGGCAACGCUCCCGCCCCAGGACAUGCGGAUCAGAUGGACGUGGACGCAGCGAAUAAUGCCGGUCCAGCGCCCGCUGUGGAAGAUCACGCCUUGGAGAGCGACGACGACGAGAUUGCUGAUGAUGAGCUUGAUCCAGAAGGCGGCCCCGAGGAACUCGGCCAGAUCGGUCAGGACACUCUCACCGCCAUGAUCAGGAAGGACGAGAUCUCCCCUGUCCGAAGGAGAAGGUUCUACGACAUGUUCGCGACGUACGCUGACCACAUGGGCAAGUUGACGUAUCCAUCAGACUACCUGCAGGUCGGUCGGUGGAUCCACAACGAGUUCGGGCCACGGCAUCCGGUGACCGCAAUAUUCAUGCUUCACGCCGUUGUCAACGAAAACGCGCACAUACUGCAAAACAGCUUGUACAGUGAUAGCAAUAUCACCUCUGGACGCAUCCCAGUUACCCUGAAGCACUUCAAGAUGUUGGCACGACUUGGUCGGCCUCCUAACCUCGCGUUGAUCGACGACAUCGAGGCUGGUAUCGAGUUCUACUUCGACGAGGACGAUUACCUGUCUGUCGAAGAUAGCAACAGCGCAGCGAGUAGCAACAAUAACUCUCGAGCGCGUAGCCGCAGAGUCAAAGUCGAGACGGAUGGCACCCCUAGACCACCUAGCUCGCUUCCCGCUUCACCCGAAUCCUCGGGUAGCAGGGGGAAGGGGUCUCGAGGCCGGAAACGGCCUCGGCGUACCACGACUUUGGUGAAGUCGUAUGCUAUCCCCGAUAGUGAUGAUGAGAACAUCGCCGGCGAGGAGCGCGAUGUGAUCGAGAGCGACUUUGCGAGGAAGCGGCGUUGCGAGACCAACCUGCAGCAAUGGAUCAAGCAUCUCAGCGUCUUACUGAAGGAAGAGCAGAGGAAGUACAAGGAAAAGAGGAAGCGUGAGCAGGCUGCCGCGGAGCCUGGCGCUAAGCUUCGUGUACCCAAGAGCGAAUUCUUCAAGUCCUUGGCAACAAAUCUCAACCGUCUUCGCAAAGCCGACAGGGAGAAGCGGCAGCAGCUGUACGGGACGGAUGUGCCCAGCGAAGACUACAGCGAAGGAGAGGAAGACGAGUAUCAGUACCGGACUACGAGAUCGAAACGAUACAAGGUCGAGCAUGUUUGAGUGCUCCCUUCUUCUCCUCGUUCGAAGGGUACAAGGCGCAGCGCUUGCCUUGGCAUCUUAAUAUGCAUCUCUUUCGUCGCCUCAUAUGAACAACAUGGACAUGCAUAGCAAUGACCUUUCCCUCACAUUCAUUCGGUGUAUAUCCAUAUGUAUGGUGUAUAAUUUCGCAGACAUCACAACAUGACCCCUCGUACUAUGUGGAUACCCUGUCACGUCUUUUGUCACGAUCUACGAGUGCCCGGUACGCUUUACAUA
Molecule: messenger RNA, 3054 nt
Organism: Rhodofomes roseus
Lineage: Eukaryota; Fungi; Basidiomycota; Agaricomycetes; Polyporales; Fomitopsidaceae
Exons: 15
Coding region: 148-2799 (883 amino acids)
Source: RefSeq, a predicted model, not a curated record